GGUGGGGGGUGGGAUGACUCACAGUGUUAUGAUGCAGUUCCACAACACACAGCCACAUUUACCCACGGGCCGAGGUGCAGAACGAGAGGCAACCUCUGGCCCCCAGCAGCUGUCCAGCCUGCAGUCCCAGUCCUCAAACCCCCAAUUGCCCGCCCUCCCUCAAUUCCAUCCCCUUCCCAGCUGAAGGAGCGGAAAGAGAAGAGAGAAGAGAGGCUUGAGAGAGAUAGACGGAGAUCUCUGGAGCAGACCUCAAGGUGAUUUCCAUUUCUAUCUGGUUCUCGUCUGGGGGGGCCCUGGCCGGGCAGCCCCCCCACACUUCUACUGCCCUGAAACACGGCUCUAGCCAAUCUGCUCCGCUGCUUUACCUGCGACCGUCUCUGCGGGGGCUGCACGGCACCAGCCCCUCCAGCCCGCCAGGGCAUCGUCCUCCAGCCCGUCAUGCCCAGCUGUGACCCAGGCCCGGCCCCUGCCUGCCUCCGCACCAAGACCUUCCGCAGCUACCUGCCCCGCUGCCACCGCACGUACAGUUGUGUCCAUUGUCGAGCACACUUGGCCAAACACGAUGAGCUUAUUUCCAAGUCCUUCCAAGGGAGCCAUGGCCGGGCCUACCUGUUUAAUUCCGUGGUCAACGUGGGUUGUGGGCCAGCUGAACAGCGCCUCCUGCUCACAGGACUCCACUCGGUAGCUGACAUUUUCUGUGAAAGCUGCAAGACCACACUGGGCUGGAAAUAUGAACAAGCUUUUGAGACCAGCCAGAAAUACAAGGAAGGGAAGUACAUCAUUGAGAUGUCACACAUGGUGAAAGACAACGGCUGGGACUGAGGGGCUCAGCAGGCCCCCCUCCGCAUGCCCCAUCUUCCUCACACCAGUCCCCCCCAGCCCUGUGAGCAGUCCACACCAGCAUGAGGACUGCCCACCCCUGGGGAAACCUGGCUCCAAAUGACCGCCGCCUCCCUUCCCCCACCACGGCACUACCAGGUCCCUUUGACACAGGAGCCUGCAAUCCCCCCAGGGGUGGUUAAGGCUCAGGAGUGGGUAGCAGUCAGGGAAACACGAGACUGGGGAGAGAAGCUGAGUGUGGCGCUGGAAAGUGACGGCAGGGUGCGAACUCAGGUAGCUACCAAACUUUUGAGUGAACAGGACAAACACUGGUAUGGGGCUAGACCACAGAAUAGCAAAGACUUAGGUUGGUCUCAGAUAUCAGGGCCCCAGAGUCUGAGGGUAGUUUACCCAACCCCAUUCUUGGUUUAAAAAAAAAAAGGACUAGGGAUGGGGCCAAUAGAAGUAAAAACAAACCCCUAGCCCCUGGGAAAUCAGUUACAGGGGUUCCCAUUUCACUCCACUGUUUACCUUGGCACUAAAGAAGCACUUUUAAGUAUCUAAUCUUUGCCAUUGGGUGGGGUGGGGAGAGCUGUUCUAAGAACAGCCCCCACUCCCAGCUGGCUGUUGCCAGAGAGCAGUCUUUACGGGCAUUCCCCAAGGCUCAGCCACUGCUCCCUGGGACUAAGUCCCUUGGAGGUGGUGGAUCACCGGCGCUGCGGGACCAGUCUUUCCAGUGACUGCCACCAGCGAAUGAAACUUUUGUAUGAUACAUAAAGUGUUUGGGUCUAUUUUUAAUAAAAAGGGGAAAAGCAACGGCGG
Onychomys torridus (southern grasshopper mouse) is the source of this 1641-nucleotide messenger RNA. It is a transcript of the gene Ypel4, whose product is annotated as yippee like 4. NCBI's taxonomy places the organism in Eukaryota, Metazoa, Chordata, Mammalia, Rodentia, Cricetidae. The transcript has 5 exons. The coding region runs from base 439 to 822 and encodes 127 amino acids. The record is from RefSeq and is a predicted model, not a curated record.